Molecule: messenger RNA, 10085 nt
Organism: Caenorhabditis angaria
Lineage: Eukaryota; Metazoa; Nematoda; Chromadorea; Rhabditida; Rhabditidae
Source: the annotation of a GenBank genome assembly
AUGCGAGUGUUUCUCGCUAUAUCAGUUAUUUUAUAUGGAGCUAUAGGUCAGUUUUAAAUGUUGUUUUGGAAACUAUCAGAUAUUUUAGAUUGGGUUUUGUUGAGUUUCCCAUCUAGGGAAUAAGAAAGUUCCUAUGUUAUUCUUGUAAUUAUGAGGGUUAACUCAGAUCUGAAUAAACCUAAUUUUUGAAAAUACAAAAUCAAAUCGGUAGGCGAAGGUUAGAAAUCCAAAGUUAAAAUCGAAUAGGUCUCAAAAAUUAGUUCUAUAAUAGAACCAAUAAUAAAAAACCAUCACCGUUCCAAAUUUAGGGUAAAAUUUGUGAUCUAAUUUCUGUGAAAAGUAUCAAACAUGUUUUAGAAAAGUUCUUGAAGAUGGUCCACAAAAUAAAAUUCAAAACCAGCAAAGCAAUGUCCAAUGUAUGUAUAAAACUCUCUCCCUCUUCUAUUGAAUUCAUUUUUUCAGCCCAAAAAAUUGGAAUAAAUGUGCCAUGCAAUAAAGAUUUAGAUGGUUUAUUAACAGCUGAUCCAGAUGGUGAUGAACGUGCCUUUAUGAGUUGUCAGAGUGUUGGAGUUGGGUAAGAUACUUACAAUUAUAUUCCAUCUGAUAAUUUCUCCUAUUUUUUUCUUACAGAAACAUUGGUUUCUGGGAAAGAAAACUUUGCCCAAACAAUAUGGUUUUUGACUUCAUAAACCAACAAUGUAAAGAUGUAUCAAAGAAGGCGCGCAAACAGCAAACAUUGAGUAUUGGUUAGUUUUGAAGAGUCCAACUCUUUGAAGUUUUGGUAAAUGUUCAAAUUUCAGCAAUCCUUAACAAUUCAUGUGCAAAUGGUGAAACAUGUAUUGGUGGAUCUGUUUGCGAUUUGGAUAGCUUGAAAUGUAUGUGUCCAUAUGGAACUGUUCCAAAACUUGACACACUUUCUUGCGAAUCGGAAUCACCUCCAUUCGUAUCAGCAACUGUUGAUGGACCAAGUCAAUUGUUCAACUCGUUUAGCAAUUUCGGAUCAAGUCAACCAGAAUUCAAGCCAAAUAAUAAUAAUUUCAACAAUAAUCAAAAUCAAAAUCAAAACCAGAAUCAAAACUUCAAUUGGAAUCCAAACUUUAGCUGGAAAGGAAAUCAACAAAUCGUCACAACUAAUCAAAAUACUAAUAAUAAUAACAACAACAAUAAUGGUUGGUUUCAUAAUUCCCAAUAAGAAUUCAGAUUCAAUUUUAAUAAAAUUUAGAGUUCAACUCAUUCCAACCAAAUCCUAGUCAAGCCCAAAAGUUCGUCUUCAACUUCAAUAAAAAUUUGCCAACAAAUCCACCAAGCGAACCACAACCAACAUCACCAAAAGUUGCUACCCUCGGUUAGUUCAAGAUUUUCAAUGGUAACAUUACUAAUACAAACGUGGGUUUUCUUACACUCGGAACAGAAAACUUCAAUUUUUGGGAUUUGAAUUUCAGAUGAAAAUAUUGAAAAUAUUUUUUCAAAUGUUUUUCAAGUAAUCUGAAAAAUGUUUUAGUAAUGAAAUCAUACAGCUUAUUUUUCAACGUCAAGUUUUUCAGUUUCUAUUCACCAUUUUUAAAAUUUCAAAAUCUAACAUGGGUAUCUUUCAUCGAAUCAGUAAUGCGAUGCCCAAAGUGAAAAAUAUAGCAAAAAAAACGAGAAUAUAUCGUCAAAAGCUCGCCUUAUACUCGAAAUACAGAACAGAGAAACAGUGUGUAUAUUCGAGAGACGCAGAUACGAAACAGAGAAACAGUUUGUAUAUUCGAGAGACGCAGACAGCUAGACUUUUGACGAUAUAUUUUCGCAUUUUUUGUUAUAUUUUUUACUUUGGACACUGCAUUGUAACAUUUCACAGCAAAUAUCAUUUUCAAAUGUAUUCUUUCGUUCUCUAAUUUUUGAAAAACAUUAGAAUUUCUCUUAUUUGUUCAAAAUUCUAUCUCACAAAAAUAUUUCUUAAAAACUAUAUUGCACAUUUUCGGUUCUUCUUUCAUUUUUCUAUUUUCAUUCAGCUAUCCCGGGAGCUUCUUGCAAAUCAAACGAGAUUUGUGUUGGUGGAUCAAUCUGUACACUUCCAAUUGGAAUUUGUCUUUGUCCAGGAGAUUUGGAAGCUCGUGAUGGAGAAUGUGUUUUGCCAGCCGCCUCGACAAUUUCUGUUCAAAAGGGUGCAUUUUUGUUCUAUUUUCGGGGGGGGCACUUUUGGGUUUUAUAUUUUUAUUAGUUAUCAAUUUCAUUUUUGCACUCAUUUUUAUAUGCACGAAUUUCAUUUUAUGUUGGUUUAUUUUCAGUUGGUAUUGGAGCCAUUUGUUCGGAUUUGGCUGAAUGUGAUCACGGAAGUUCUUGUGUUAUGGGACGAUGUACAUGUGUCUCACCUUUAGUUCAGCACGAUGGAAAAUGUGUUCUCAAGCAACAACAAAAACUUGUUGGUGAGUUUGUAGAAAUGAGAAUGGUUGAUUUUAGUGAGAGAUAUAUGUAGAAUUGUGUUUGCCUGAAAUUUUACGGUUUUGGAUUCCAAAAAAAAACAUUUUAGGCUAAAUUUUGAAGUAGUGAAUUUUGAAUCCUUGACAAAGAUCAGCAUGAUUUCCGAGCUUCAGUUUUUUGAAAAAGCUUGACAAGCUUCUAAAUCGCGAAUAAAUUGAAAAUGUUUUUAUCACCAUUAAAAGUUACUAUAUCUCAAACAAGCUCUAGAAUGCCUGUGUAUUUUUGUGUGUUUGAUUUUUGUUGUCCCCCAAUGCAUUUAUCCACUAAAUUCCUAACCCAUUUUCACAGGUCCCGGCGAACUUUGCGACAAUGGCGAAAUUUGUGGAAAAGGAAGUGUGUGCGAUGUAAUGAUUCCAGUUUGUGUGUGUCCAGCUCAUACUGACCUCAAUAACGGCGAAUGUGUUGAAGUGACUGCGCCAAAAAUCGUCACCCAACCUGGUUUGUUUUUAAUUACAAGUUUUUAUGAUGGAAUGUUUUGAUGUUGUUGGUUUUCCUACUAUUCAUCGCAUCGUUUUCAAAUUCCACAAGAAAAUAUGAUUGAAAGAUAAGAGAUGAGAAAUUAUAAAAAAUCAAUAGAUCUAAUUUGAACUUAAGAGAUCCAAAUUUUUAGCUUGAUAUACUUUCUCGUAUCUCUUUUUUUUCAUUUCUGAAUUUCUGUAACCUUUAUUCAGUGAUGACACCGCCGCCAACUCUCCCACCAGUUCCAACGUUGCCACCACCAACAAGACCUCCACAACCGCCAGUCACACAACAUCAAACCCAUCAAACAUAUCAACAAGUUGUCUAUCAAACCACACCAGCACCAAUGCCAACUCUGGUUUAUCAAACAAUGCCGCCGCCAACCACUGUUAAACAACUUCCACCUCAACAACAAAUCUAUACCAGCCAUCCAAAACCAUCCGUCAAAAUUAAUCAAAUGAAAAUCGGUAAGAGAAUUUUAUUAAUGUCAGAAAUAUUGAGAUGAUCAUUUCGAUAUUUUUCAGGAGGAAGUAAGCAAGCUGGAGUUGGAGUCCGUUGCUCUUUGAAUACUGAUUGUAUGAUUGGAGCAUACUGUAAUGGAAAUACCAACCCACCAUCUUGUCAAUGCCUCUCAACACACGUUAAUAUUGAAGGUCGAUGUGAAAAAGGUUAGCGAUUUUUUUAUUUCUUCUAUUUUUCGGAAAUUAUUCUGUAUGCCAAUAUUUCUGUACGUGAAUGUAUGAAAAAAUGGGUUAAACUUCUCCUUUUAGUCAUCUAUCCUGGACAAGUUGGUUGUCGAAGUGAUUCUCAAUGUAAUGCCGCCUACACUGGAACUCAUUGUAUUGAUCGAAUUUGUGUUUGUCCUGAUGGUCAGAAGGCUGUUGAUCAAACUUGUGUUUCAGGUUACUUCUUUUUUUCCAAUUUUAUAAUUUUUCAAUUUUCCCUAUUAGCUUGUAAACAAAUCCCAACCCAAUUGCAGAAACCUCCCUACCUAACAAACCAUGUGGCUAUUCGCCAACUAAUCCUUGUUCCGCUGAAAGUGUGUGCUUUGAAAAUGUUUGUGUGUGUCCUGAUCGAUUCCUUUUUAACGAAACCUCGCUUGCGUGUCAACCUAAAGCUUUUAUUACCCCAAGUGAAUAUUGUGUUGCAUGUGAACUUCCCCGUCUGUGUGUUAAUGAUGUUUGCGUUUGUCCGGAUAAUAUUAUUUGUGAGGUGAAAAAUAUGAGAAAUAAGAGACAACAAGUUAUAACUUGUGAUAGUACAAUGAGUUGUCCGGUUCAUUAUGUUUGUGAUGGAUCAAUUUGUCAAUGUGAAUCAGAAGAAUAUGAUAUUGUAAGUUCUCUCCCAUCUAAAAAUAUUAACAUUUACCCCCUUAAUUCUAGAAUGGUAAUUGUGUUCCUCCACUUUCUAGUGGCGCAUUUAAAAACAUCAACAAUCAAUGUAGUUCAAAAGAUCGUUGUGCGGGAGGUUCGAAAUGUAAAGAUGAUUUAUGUCAAUGUGUUGAUGGAAGCGUUGAAGUCACUGGAAAGUGUAAACAAUUUCCUGGCGGCCAUUGUUCAAACGGUGAAAUGUGCUCCGCGGGAAGCAAAUGCUUUCUUGGAAUCUGUCGAUGUGAUCAAACACGUAGUUUGGAUAAUCAAAGAUGCGUUAAACGUAGUGUUCCGAUUGGUUCAAUUUGUCGACGUGGACAAGAAUGUCUUAAUGGUUCAAAAUGUCGGUUUGGUAUCUGUAUGUGUGUGUCAAAUAAAGUGGAUGUUCUUGGGAGAUGUGUUGAUCUUGUUCCUAAUCUUUCAACAUCCCUUCCGAUAACCACAACAACCACUAUUAUUUCUGAAGUUCCGGAAUAUAGUAUUAUUUCCGAAGCAAAUGAUACUGAUACCAUUAAACCUUCUAUCGCAAUGAAACCAGCAAAAUUAACACCUGGUAGCCUUUGCCAUACAACAUCGGAAUGCCCAUUCCGAACUAAAUGUGAAGAUGGAGUAUGUAGAUGUAAAAAAGGAGAAACGAUUAUUGAUUGGACUUGCAGAAGUGCAAUUCAUCAAGUAUCGCCGGGAUCAAAAUGUGAUCCUGCAAAUGGAUAUGAUUGUAUCGGAGAGUCCAUUUGUCAAUAUGGAGUUUGUAAAUGUAAAAAUCGAUUAAUCAGUGAUGGACAAAAAUGUGUAUCCGUAGAGAAAAGUUCACGAGUGAAACCUGGAAAAUCGUGUGCUAAUGGUGAAAGUUGUGGAGGAGGAUCAAAUUGUGCUAAAGAUUUUGUUUGUCGAUGUUCAACUGAUCAAGUUCCUGACGUUAAUGGAAAAUGCGUGAGAAAGACCCACGCGAUUCCAGUUUUCAAUAAAGUCAAACCACUAUCAACAAUUCUUCUAACUACAUCAACAACAACAAUGCCUCCAACUCCAAUUCCAACAACUAUUGAUUAUACAAACUUUGAGAAGAAAUUGAAUGAAUUAGAACGAAUGGAAAUGGAAUUCAAAAGUUUGAUACCAGUUGAAACUGUAAAACCAAGCGCGUUACCAACAAAAGCUUUAGCUGGACACAAAUGUCUCCAGAAUUCUGAAUGUCCAAGAUUCUCAUUCUGUUUUGCAAAUAUUUGUAACUGUAUGGCUGGGUUCAGAGCUCAAAAUGGAAUCUGUGAAUCAGCAAUCGCUGUUGGAGACAGAUGCAUCAGCUCAAAUCAAUGUGCAGAUAAUGCACAAUGUGUAUUUGGAAAAUGCGAAUGUAUCCCAGGAGAUAAUAUAAAAUGUAAAGGAACAUCUAUGGCACAUCCAGGACAAGAUUGCACUUCACCAAGGGUUAUUUGCAGUUUCAACAGUUAUUGUAGUUUGAUGAGUGGAGUGUGUGAAUGUCCAUCAGGAAUGAAUACACAAGGAAAAAGCUGUGAAAACACUUUUGAAGCUAUUGGUAAAGAUUGUGUGACAUCGAGAAAUUGCCAGAAAUCAAGUUAUUGCGAUAAUGGAUAUUGUGUUUGUAAAGAAGGACAUAAAAUUAAUAGUGAUGCUUGUUUGACAGAUAUUGAAGACUCUACAAUGAAUACAAAUGCAAUCAAAAGUUUUAGCAUUGUACCAUCACAGAAAAACAUGGGAGUUAAUACGCCACUACAAAACAAUAUGAAAUUUGAAUUCAAAGAGCUUCAACAAAUAGCUAACGAUGGUUUAUUUGAAACAUCAACCCUUUGGCCUCAACACAUAUCGUUCACAUUUACUCCACCGCCAGCUGCUCCAACAUUUGUUUUUCCCCAAGUUUUCUCCAGUUUUCCAAUCGCUUAUGGUGCAAAGACUGUAGCUGAAGAAGAAAAUAACAAUCAAACAACCAAAUUCAAAAUGGCAUUUCCUGGAGAAUAUUGUGGAACUGGAGAAGUUUGUCUAGGCAAUUCGGUAUGCAAAAAUCAAUUCUGUCGGUGUAUUCAAGAUGUGACUGCUGAAAAUGGGAUUUGUCCUCCACAAAUUGAUGAUUUGAGUGUUUUGGGAUUGCAACCACUCCCAAAAGAUGUGCGGUUUCAAUCACCAUCAAAUCGAGCAAAGAAAAUUGAAUUUCGCCGAGAUAUUGCAAAUCCAUUAGAAAACUGUCAGAAUAAUGAAACUUGCGUUAGUAAUUCAAGUUGUCAGGAAGUUGGAGGACUUGGAAAAAUUUGUCAAUGCAAUCAAAAUCUAUUUUAUAUGAAAGGAGAAUGCGUUGAAAUUGAUGAUUCAAUAACUCUUGUACCAAUUGAUGAAACUUGCGAUUCUGAAUCAGUAUGUACUUCUGGAAGUGAAUGUAUUGAUAGUAAAUGUAGUUGUGCUGAAGAUAAACAACAAAUUCUGGGAAUAUGUGUAACUACAGCAAGUCCUGGUGUAUCUUGUGAACUUGGAGAAAUUUGUAUAAACGGUGCGAUUUGUGGAGAUAAAAAUUGUGAUUGUCCCGAUGGAAGUAUGAAUGAUAAUGGAAAUUGUGUAGCUCUUCAAGAUGAAAAUGAGAUUAGCGGAGAUGUUAUAGAUUUUGAAGAAAUAACAAAUGAAAAGCAGGAAAUUGAAAAUAAUCAAAUUGAAAUGAAUAAUGAAGUUCUUGAAGACACAGAUGAUGAGAGAAAACUGGUUCGGAGAGAACUGGGAAUCAUAAAAUGUACCUUCGAUUCAGAUUGUUAUUCAAAUUUCCGAUGUGAAGAUAGUAUUUGUAUCUGUGAAGAUUCUCAAGAAGAUUGUCUCGAUACUGUUGCUCAAAAUUCAAAAACUGUGAAUCCAGGAAGUUACUGCGAUGAAAAACAAAAAUGUGCUCACGAUGCAAUUUGUUUCCGUAAUUAUUGUGUUUGUAGUUACGAAGAUUUACCAUUAGAUGAUCAUUGUGUUGCACGUGAUUGGCAUUUAGAUAUUGGUUCUGCGUGUAGUUUGACAUCAAGAUGUCGAGAAAAUCUUCAAUGUCUUGCUGGUAUUUGCAUGUGUAAAUUUGGUGAUUUGACUUGCAAUCGUGAGUGUUUUCCCCUUUCCUGCAUGUUUUUUUGUUGUUAUGAUUUGAGUAUUUCAUAUAGAUCAUAGUUAUUUUUAAACAAAACAUCUGAUUUUUUAGCAAGCGAGCCAGUAACUUCUCCACCAGGAGGUUCUUGUUCAAACCUUCGUGAAUGUACAGGAGGAUCAGUUUGUAAAGAAGGAUGGUGUAUUUGUCCAGAUGCAUCGAUGAUUGUUAAUCGUGGAGUUUGUAUUCAAUCUGGACCAAAACCAACUCUCCCACCAAAGGUACAUUUAGAAAAAUGUUGUUAUAACAAAAAUCUUUUACUCUUAUUCUAACUUUGUCGAUUUUUCAGCUUGUUAUGCCAGUUCACGUUCCAACUGUUACAAAAGCCCAACUUUUCGUGACUGAAGCGCCACAUGGAAAGAAAAUUGCGCCAGGAGGAAAAUGCGGUAUAAUUUUUUAAGAGACCAUUUUUCUUAACAUUUUUAUUUAGGACCACUUGAUUCGUGCGUCGGAGGUUCAAGUUGCUAUGAAGGAUUCUGUCUUUGCCCAGCAGGACAAUAUCCAAGUUCAAAUGGUCGUUGUGAAAAAACAACAACCACAACAACAUAUGCAACUACACGAACCCCAGGUACCAUUCCCACCACAAAAGCUACCACUGUCUUCACAACCACCACAACAACCGUCAAACCGUUUGAAAUGUUGACACCCCGUCGACCACCGGCAUCUAUUGAGAUACCAACGCAUGAAACACUAACCACUCAAUUUUUUGAACAGUUUUACCACUUUGGCACCAUCUUCUUCCACUUCCUCUUCAAUUUUUGAUGAGAAUGCAGCAGAAUGUCAUGCACUGGGAUUAAUUUGUAAGGGUAAUACAAUUUGUCGAAACAAAUCGUGCCAAUGUCCCGAUGGUUAUGUUCUUCAUCACGAUGGAUGUGUUUCACCGGAAGAAGCAGCAAAACGUAAAGCUAAAUCGAAAGCACGUCACGAAGGUUUGCUGUGAAAUAAGAGAAAUGUUUUUUAGAGAGUUUUGAUUGCCUGAGCGUGUUUGAAAAAUGUGUGAACCUCUGUGUGUUAACAAAAUGGUUAUCUUCCUAUUUGGAAUACUAUUGAUUGAAGACAAACUUUCAUAAAAAUGAGAUCCGCUCUUAAAAAUUUAUUUAUCUUGUUAAAAUGAAUUGAAAUUUUGAAAUUUCUUUCACAAAUCGAGAAUCUUUCAUUUUCCGAAUCAAUAAAUUCCGAAAAAAAUUAACUAUGAGUGAUAUGCAGUGUCCACAAAGAAUUUCCCACCGAAAUCACUUCACCAGAUACACUUUUUUUGAAAAAUGCAUAGAUUCACCGAACAUCGUUCACCAAACUUUCAGAUGUCAUUUUUUUCCCAAAACCAAUUUUUCCAGCUACUACUGCUCGAGUUUACUCGAAGCCAGGUGAAAGUUGUAGCUCGAACCAAACCUGUGUCGGAGGAUCAUCGUGCUCGUACAGAAAUAUUUGCGAGUGUCCACAAAACAAACCACAAAUUGAAAAUGGACAAUGUGCUGAAGCACCAAAGAAAGUUGAAGUUGUGCCAGGAGCAUCGUGUGAUGCAAAUAGCGUCUGUAUCAGAGGAAGCUCGUGAGUUUUUUUUUAAAUUAUUUAUUCAGUUAUGAUUGUGAUUUGAUUUUUAGAUGUGAAAAUGGACUUUGUCGCUGUCAACCUGGAUACAUUGCUGUUUCUGGUAAUUGCAUUCUUGUCCCGAUGUCUACAACUCCAAAAAUGAGUGUUAUCGCAAAACCACUUGAAUCUUGUGAAAAUGGAGAAACUUGUGAUGGUGGAUCGAGUUGCGAUAUUGAUACAGAGAUCUGCAUGUGUCCACCAGGUCAAAUUGUUUUCAACACAAAAUGUAUGUUGCCACCAACUCAAGCUGCACCAACAUUGCCAAAUCGAGUUGCGACGGUUGCAGUCAAAUCAACUUAUACUACAAAGAAGCCAUUGUUUGCAAGUAUGUUUUAUAUGUGAAAAAAUUAUUUUCCAAAGUUUCUGCUUUUUUUGAAGUCAUAGAAACAAUAGAAAAACAAUAUUCUUUGACAUAUCAAAACAAAAAUAAUUUUUCAGCUGACUGUGAGCAAGAUACUAAUUGUUCGGAAAAUAAGAUUUGUGUAUCUGGAAAAUGCAAAUGUAAACCAGGAUUCGUUGACAACUCCGGUGUUUGUGAACCACUCGAAGGUAAAUUUUACUACCCCCCAAAAAAAGUGUUUUUUUCUUGACGUGAUCCCAUGUGUGUAGUGUGAUCCACCCUUUCGUGAGACUAACCAAAACUUGCAGACAUCGACGCAAUCGAAAGACCUAUCCCCGUAUCAUAUGCCAAACAUAAAGUGGCAACACUUACCGAACGAAUGUUACCCAAAGAAGAGAUUGAGAGUGAUGUGUCACCACCAAGAACAACUACCACUAACCAACCAAUAAUAACCCCAUCAAGACAAGAAACACAAAAGCCUAGAAUUGUUGGGCCACCAAUUCGACGACCUAAACCAAAAAAUAAGAGUGGAAGUGGAGGAAGUUCAGGAGGAUCAGGUGGUCGAAGUUAUAAAACUGGUGGAAGUGGAAAUGGUAAUUGUCCACCUGGAAAUGAGCCAACACGAGAUGCUGGAAGUGGAAAUUUGAUUAUGUGUAAUGGACUUGAACCAAAUUGUCCGCCAAGAUCAUAUUGUUAUAUCACUUCUGGUGGUUUUGCUACCGAAGAAUAUAAUUGUUGUAAAUCCUGGUAG